AUGAAGUUUGCCAAGGAGUUGGAGCACGAUGCCGUGCCUGAAUGGCGCAUCAAGUACCUCAACUACAAGCUCGGCAAGAAGCACGUCAAGGCGGUGUCGAGGGCCAUCAACCGCACGCCUCGCGCAGUCGUCAAGGGAACACCCUCGCAGCUCCGGCCGAGAUCGGCAGACGUUCCUUCGAAGAGCACACCCAUCCCCGGUCGUGCGCCGCCUCCCUCCGUCCAGCCGGCGCCGAUCCCGGCGUUGCAUGUCACGGGCAGCGAGCGGGACGACGAGCGAGCGGGCGAGGAUGAUGAGGCCGAGCAUGACCUCUUGACGGGCAGCGGCAAGGAUGUUCAGUACGGCAGCUUCGUGCCGACUCCAUUUUCGCAAAGCCCCGAGACGCAGGCCGAUGGCGAGCACGAGUUUGAGCUUCCCGCUCCGGCCUUGCGCGUGCCGUCCAACCCCACGGAUGCGUCGCAAAGGAACGUGGGCAUCUUUGGGCCGAAGAACAGGAGAUCAUCCCUCACCGCCGUCAACGCCACCUCGGCCGUCUCCCACACCGCCGAGCUGACGAGGUCGAGGACCGUUCCGAGGAAGCAAACGGUGGGAGCCCGUUCGGAAUCCUCCUCCCAGCUCCGCCGCAUCCUCUCGAGGGCCACCGAUGGCGGAGCCUCGCACUCCGAUCUCGUCCGCGAGCGAGAGCGCGACUUUUACGACUUCAUGGACGCCGAGCUGGAGAAGGUAGAGGCCUUCUACAGGCUCAAGGAGGAGCAGGCCGGCCAGCGUCUCGUCGUCCUGCGCGAGCAGCUCCACGAGAUGCGCAACAGGCGGAUUCAAGAAAUGACGGACAAGCACGACGCCCGCAAGAACCGCAACGGCACCGCCGCCGAGAACGGCCACGACAAGGCCAACGGAUGGGUUCGGCCGAUCAAGGCCAAAAUCUUCCCGCCCGGGCCCAACUCCAGGGCCCUCCGCAGCAUGCCCCAGACGCCGCGUCUCGCCGCCCGCGCCUCGGCCGAGACCAACAUGCGCGACUACAGCCGCCGCCCGGCCGACGACGAAGUCUCCUACCGGACCGCCAAGCGAAAGCUGAAGCUUGCCCUGCAGGAGUUUUACCGCAGCCUCGAGCUCCUCAAGUCGUACGCCCUCCUCAACCGCACCGCCUUCCGGAAGAUCAACAAGAAGUUUGACAAGGCGGCCAACGCCCGGCCGCCCCUGCGAUACAUGAACGAAAAGGUCAACAAGGCCUGGUUCGUCAACAGCGAUGUGCUCGACGGACACUUGAAAGCCGUCGAGGACCUCUACGGCCGCUACUUUGAGCGGGGCAACCACAAGCUCGCCGUCGGCAAGCUGCGCGCCAUGGCGAGGAAGUCGACGGACGAAUCGGGGAGCUCCUUUGUCAACGGCUUCCUCAUCGGCACCGGCGUGGUCCUGAGCAUCCAAGGCCUCGUCUGCGCCUCUCGAUUGCUGCUCGACGACGACGCCCAGAUCCGCCAGGACACGAGCUUCCUGCUCCAAAUAUACGCCGGCUACUUUCUCAUGCUGCUGCUGUUCUCGCUCUUCUGCAUCGACUGCUUCGUCUGGACGAGGAACAAGGUCAACUAUCCCUUCAUCUUCGAGUUCGACAUGCGAAGUCACAUCGACUGGCGACGAUUGGCCCAGUUUCCCAGUUUCUUCCUCUUCCUCUUUGGCCUGUUCUUCUGGAUCAACUUUAGCAGAUUCGGCGCAGGCUGGAUGUACCUCUACUACCCCGUCGUCUUGAUUGCCAUCACCCUCGGCAUCAUAUUCCUUCCCGCGCCCGUGCUGGUGCACAAGAGUCGGCAGUGGUUUGUCUAUGCCCAUGUGCGACUCUCUCCCUCGCCCCCUUUCCCACCUUGGCUGACCAUCGACCAGUGGCGCCUGCUGCUGGCUGGCAUAUAUCCGGUCGAGUUUCGCGACUUCUUCCUCGGGGACAUGUAUUGCUCUCUCACGUACUGCAUGGCCAACAUCGAACUCUUCUUCUGUCUAUACGCCAACCGAUGGGACGAUCCGGCCAAGUGCAACUCGAACCACUCGCGCCUUCUUGGCUUUCUCACGACGCUGCCUCCCAUCUGGCGUUUUCUCCAAUGUCUGCGACGAUACCGAGACACGGCCAACGUGUUCCCGCACCUCGUCAACGGCGGAAAAUAUACCAUGACGAUUGUCUCGUUCAUGAUGCUCUCGCUGUACCGCAUCGACGGCAGCACCACCAACCUCGCGCUGUACAUCACCUCGUCCCUCAUCACGAGCAUAUACGUCUCGAUAUGGGAUCUGUUCAUGGACUUUUCGCUCCUGCAAGCCCACUCUCGCCACGCCCUCCUACGCGACAUUCUGGCGCUCAAGCGUCGCUGGCCCUACUACGCCAUCAUGGUGGUCGAUCCGUUGCUGCGCUUCGCCUGGAUCUUUUACGCCAUCUUUACUCACAACGCCCAGCAUUCGACCACAAUAUCCUUUGUCGUCGCUCUCCUCGAGAUUUCGCGACGAGGCAUGUGGGCCCUCUUCCGGGUCGAGAACGAACACUGCGCCAACGUGGCCCAGUACAAGGCCUCACGCGAAGUCCCGUUGCCCUACCUCAUCGAGCCGCUCAUGGACCGCGCCAGCACCGAUGAUGGCCCCGUGAUGGUCGGCCACGACGACGCGGAGCUCGGGGUGUCUGCCCCUGCCGGUCCCGUUGCCUCCACUGCCAGCACCACCACCGUCGCCAGGCCUAGCGAAGGUCUCCGACGGCGGGCCGAAGCCAGCACGACCCGGACCUUUUCCAAGAUUCUCGCCGAGGCCCACAGGCAGGACUUUCAGAAGAGACGCAAGGCCGCUGACCAGAAUGUCGUUGAUGAGGAGGCGGUAGACAACGACCAGAGCGAUGAUGACGAUGACGACGACGACGACGAAAACGACGACGACGACGAUGAUGAAGAGGAGGCCGCAUCGCUCAUGGAGUGA
Molecule: messenger RNA, 2940 nt
Organism: Drechmeria coniospora
Lineage: Eukaryota; Fungi; Ascomycota; Sordariomycetes; Hypocreales; Ophiocordycipitaceae
Product: exs
Exons: 4
Coding region: 1-2940 (979 amino acids)
Biological process (GO): cellular response to phosphate starvation; phosphate ion transport
Cellular component (GO): Golgi apparatus; cytoplasm; plasma membrane
Molecular function (GO): inositol hexakisphosphate binding
Source: RefSeq, a predicted model, not a curated record